AUGGUCCUCACGGAGAAGGACCGCGAGGUCCAAGGCAGCCACAGUAAGAGACACAAGAACGAAAUCCAUAACGAAAACAUAGCAUCAAAGGGUCAGCCUAGCUGGAUUGCCCCCACAUCAGGCUCGUCGACAACCCCUUCUCGGAUGAAGAUUCGGAGUCCAAGAAAGGAGGUUGGAAGAAGUUCUACCAUCGUACGAGAACCGGCACCAAAGCAGGAACUUUUCUCCACAAAUCUCAGACGACCUCAGACGUCUUUGAAAGGCAUACCUGGUAGUCGCACCAGUGAUAAAUCUCCACCGAAAUCUUCUCCCGCCACAUUUUCGAGAGCUACCAACAAGCAGACCAAGCAGAGCUUGCAGAGCCCUCGUUCCACUGUCAGGGGAAUGGCCGGAACUAUUGAACAUCGCUCAAUCAAGGUUCCGACGAAGAGGGAAGAUGAUUUCCGCACUCCAGAACAACCUACCAUGAAGUUUAAUGCCGCGACCUCCUCCUCAGAUGGAGACUCCGACAAGGAGAACAAGCCGUUCCCAAAGACACAAUCGUUCCACACCGAUAGCGUUAGAAAUACCAACCCAAUCACGAAACCAACGGCAGUUGCAAAUGACAAGCUGCAACUCAUCCUCCGUAACAUGAGAGGUUCAUCGACGCCUCGUCCCAGGAGCGUUGAGAGAGAACACAGCGUAUCCGAUAAUGAUUCCACGUCUGGUUUUCCGGUCGGUGACUCGACGUUCCAUGCUGAUGGAGAAUUAAGUGAGGAUGACAUCGAGUACAAUGUGGAAGCAUUCCUUGAUCGUCGAGAGCACUACCGUCGGAUUCGUCGACCUGAGGUCAAAUCUGUCAAGUGGGAUCCUGCGAUCGUGGAUUUCGGUCCACUGGCCGCAAUUACCAAUAAACCCAAGGCAGAAACCAACAACCCCAAGGUAGAUAUCAACAAGCCCAUGGCAGAUACAUAUCGACCUUCCAAGGCGCCGGGAGAGCAACAGAUCGACUUGCCUACAAAAGGUUUGCAGCACAGCCUGUUGGAGUUGGCUCAGAUGGCUACCGAGUUAAUGAAGGAAGAUCGACAAAAAUUGCAGAAGAUUCUGGAGGCAAUGAAGUGUGCCGAAAGCGGUGAUGACUCUGUGGUUAUAACAAGGCCGAAGAAGGACAGGAAGCCCCUGGAGGAAAUUAAGUUCCACGACAAGACGACAGGAAGAUCCGCGGUUUCGAAACAAAACGAGAUCAACAAGGAAUCCACGUCCCCUGCAAAGAAACUGAAUCCAGCCGCACCGGUCUAUCGAAAAUUAGCCGAUAUCAAGGCUAGGAUCUCUCCUAAGAAGGAGAACACGCCAAACCCUGUGCAGUUUCCCUUGCAUGUGCAAAGAAAGCGGCGUCAUGCAGCGAGUGAAGAGACCAUCGAACGUCCGUUUGUUGGUAGGCCAAACAAGUAUAUCCCUCCUGCGCUGCGAGUACUCGAUAGUAACGUCCCCGCGGAUUCCCCAGCCAAACAGCAAGAGCCAAUAUGGAUUGAUACUUCGAAGCUUGCUGCAGAUGGGAAGGGCCUUCCUCAAAUAUCAAGCAUGCUAAAUGAUUGGCUUCAAAGUACACCUGAGGCACUUGGAUUUGGCACUCAGUUUCCAGAAGAGGUUCAUGACCAACAAACGGCGCCGGUCGACACGCAAAUCGAAUUUCAAUCGCAAUCUUUGCCUCCAGUGCCUCCAGCAUGGAUCCCGUUACCGAGCAUCAACACAUCUGCCCUGCCUCAGAGCUGGUGUCAUAUGCCACUUCCAGAAUGGUGUCCUAUAUCCUUCGUACCGGUCUCAAUGAUGCCUCUCCCACAGAUGCCUCUCCCACAGAUGCCUCUCCCACAGAUGCCUCUCCCACAGGUGCCCUUGACAAGCUAUUCUCAAGUUCCGCCCCUAGAGAAGAAAACCAAGCCGUUUCCGCGUCGGAUUCCGAAUCAAUCAGAACACGGUCGAACAGCUGAGACUCUGCAUCCAGCCUGGGCAUCAUCGCUCUUGGAUAAAUUCAUGGAGAAGUAUCCAAUGACAGGCAGGUUGAUUCCUCCGGCUGCUCCCAGCCCGCUUCCGAAGCGCGCGAGACGAGGGAAGAAUGCAAGUGAGAUUCAGCAAAAAUUGGAGGAGUUGCUGUUGUACCAGAAAGAGAAGAGGAUUUUCGAGCAGCGACAUAACACUACAAACAUGUCAGAGGACUCCGAUUCAUCGUCUGGGAGAUCAUAG
Molecule: messenger RNA, 2220 nt
Organism: Drepanopeziza brunnea f. sp. 'multigermtubi' MB_m1
Lineage: Eukaryota; Fungi; Ascomycota; Leotiomycetes; Helotiales; Drepanopezizaceae
Source: RefSeq, a predicted model, not a curated record